CUGGGUUAGCACCAGCUCCUGCCAGCUUCAGCGCUCCCCUGUUCCAGAGCGCAUCAUUUACUGGGCAGCCCUCCUGGAGUCCUUGCGGAAGAUAUAUGCUGGGGACCGACCUUCCAGCCUCAAGUGAUCGUGCUAAGGCAGCUCCAGUGGUGAGAGAAGGGGGGCACUGCUUGGGCUCAAGGGUAGGUGACCUUUCUGCGCUAAACGAGGUUUCAUGCUGAAACCAGGACAAAAUGCAGAGCCUGACAUCUGCGUCUCCGGGGCAGGGACAGGGCUGAUGCUUGGGCUAGGAAAUCCCAGGGGCCGGGCAGGCCUGCUGACCUAUGAGCAACCCCUGAACGGGUGGCCUUUAAAACCACUUUGCUAGAUCGCUGCAGCUCGCUCCUGCAGCCUGUGAUUUUCCCAUCCUCCCCCACAAGAGCAAUUUCGUGCUGAAGCUGUUUUGUGGAGCUCCAUUUUGUGGAGCUCGGAGGGGGUUAUUCCUCCUCCCCCCCCCCCGAAGGAAGUUAUGCUGACGUUACAUCUCCUGGCUCAGGACAGCAGGUAUAAAAUGCAAAACUGCAGAAAAGCCAACCAGGAGCAGAACUAGACAGACAGCACCGAGCCGGCUCUGCCUGCUUCUGCACACUUAACAUCAGAAAGCAAAUUCAUUCCGGAGACGCUUGCACGGGCACAGAUAUGAGAUCGCUAUAUUUAUUCCUCCUGUCGGUGUUCUGUUCAGCCCAAAAGAUACCAAGACUGAAGUUUACCCUUAAAGACUCUCCUGUGCUGAGCUUUGAGAAUGGGGAGAAGUCCACAGUCCUCUUCCAUGAUGCCGGAUCUGAGCAGCUGUACGUUGGGGGCAGGGGAGCGCUGCGCAUCUUGACAUAUAAGGAGUCGGAGGUCAACCAGACCCAGGUUCCCCUGUUGGCCGACGAGAAGGCAGAGAAGAACUGCAGGAGCAAGCCUGGGGCAGUGCAGGCCGAGUGUGACAACUACAUCCGGGUGAUCCAGAGGCUAAACAGCAGCUCCAUCAUCGUCUGCGGCACCAACGCGGGUUCCCCCAAAUGCUGGUUCCUGAGCAAUGACACAAGGCUGCAGCAGGACAAACGGGGCCAAGCCCUUGCCAUCAGUGGGGAGAGCCUCGCCCCGGCAUCACCGUCUCAGCCGGCUGCAGCCAUUGCCGUGGAGGGCAGCCUGUACUCGGCAUUGUCUCAGGACAGAAGCACCAUCCAGAGGAGCUAUGGCCCAAGGAAGCUGCUGAGAACAGAAGACAAAUGGCUCGCCAAGGCAGAGUUUGUCACUGCCGCCUUGGUGCCGGGAAAGGAGUCCCACCUGGAUGAAAUCUACUUCUUCUACAACGAAGUCAACAAGACAGCGGGGCUGGAUGAAGAGCCGGUCAAAACCCGGCUGGGCCGCGUGUGUAAGGUGGAUGAAGGCGGGAAGAGCCUCCUGGUCGAUUUCUGGACCACGUUCCUCCAGGCCAGGCUGGUGUGCGGCAGCCCCACCCAUCCCCAGCGCUUCAACCAGCUGCACGAUGCCGUGGUUCUGGGUGAGGGGAGGAGGGGCCAAGGGAUGCUGUACGGGAUCUUCGCCAGCGCCUGGGGCACGACCGCCGUGUGCGCCUACUCCAUGGACAAGGUGACCCGUGCCUUCCAAACCUCCAAGCUUAAGGGCUACACCAACGUCCUGCCAGCACACCGACCUGGCACGUGUGUCCCCUACAAUUCCCCUAAUGCCCCCUCCAAAGCCGUCCUCAGCAUCAUCAAAGAUUACCCCGAGAUUGAGACCGUCAUCUACCCCGAGGGGCAGCGCCCCCUGUAUGUGCUGCAGACUAAUGACACCUACACCAAGGUGGUGGCUGACAGGGUCCUGGACGCCAGCAACACUUCUCGCACUGUCCUCUACCUUGGGACGGAUAAAGGGAAGAUCCACAAAGUCCUGCAGACUGGAGGGCAGACGGUCAUCAUCGCAGAGCUGAGCCCUUUCCGGAGAGACGCGCCCAUCUCUGGGAUGGCCCUGGAUGCCUUCACAGGGCACCUCUAUGUAGCCACCGAGUUCGAGGUGACGCGCCUGCCACUGGCAGACUGCGGGCAGUACAAGGAGACCUGCUGGAAGUGUGUCCUCGCCAAGGACCCAUACUGCGGAUGGGAUCCAGAUGGCAAAAAAUGCUCGGCCAUCUCCGGAGAGUCAAAUGACACUGCCAGCAACUUCCUGCAGAGCCUGGACCCAGAGGCUGAGGAUGUGUGUGAAGGUGCAGCAGAACAAGUAGCGCCGGAAGUCCUGAAAAAGGUGAGCGUGGACCCGACCAGCUACAUUUACCUCCCGUGUCCUCUGCGCUCCCACCACGCUAUCUACACCUGGGUCAAAGACGGCAGCAAGCAGUACCCCUGUGCCAUGGACGGGCACUCCUGCACGCUGCGCUUUGGGGAGAACACCCCCAUGGACCAGGGGCUGUUCAAAUGCACAGCCAUAGAGGACGGCUACCUAGAGGAGAUUACUGCCUAUAAACUCACGCUCAACGCUGCCUGCAUCCCACCGCUCUCCGUGACAGUGGCCGCUGGCGCUUUAUUCCUUGUUGUCACCAUCCUCUUGCUUUAGACUCUGCCAUCCAAGUGGAGAUCUCAUUCCACUGCCAAUGAUGUCUCUUUCUUUUUCUUCUUGUAACCCUCCCUCCUGAAGAUUCUCCCUUUAAACCCCAAACAGAACACGCGACGCUAUAGGAACAAAAUUCCAGGGGGCUCCUCCGAACGCUCCAAUUUGGGCGUCCCAUCAGCAAACACAGCUGUUACGGCAGGGGUUUUGCUAGCCAUCGAUAACCCAGGAGCCUCCUUCCCAAAAUGUACGGCACGACUAAACUUGGCAGAGCUGAGGAGGGGGAUAGUUAUAGUAGAGGCAAGGAGGGUAAAUGGACUUAUUUAUUUUGUUGCUCAGUGGGUCGGUAGGCCUGCUGCCAUGCCAAUCCCAGUUUAGCAUCCAGCUUGUCUGAUGGGCACUGGUCCAGACUGGGAGUUUGCUUGUUCCAGGGCUGCUGGGCAAUAGGAUUUUGCUGGUUUCCAUGACGUGGCUUCUUUAAGGAACAAUUCUCCCCAGGUGCUGCUGGGGGAGAGAUGAUGCAUGAGUGGAUCUCUUCCAACUGCAGCUGCUAGGCGCUAAAUCCUUUUAGCAUCCACGCUGUUUAAAGGGAAAGCUCCUCCGAUGAGCCCCAAGUCUGACCCGUUCAGAGUCAUGCUCCAGGCUGUUCUCUCUGUGGUCUUUUGUGCACAGUUCCCCUGAUUACCAGCCUGGCCUGUGUUUUCAAGGGAAGGGAGAGUGAUCCUCCAGACGCCCACAAUCUGAGCUUACGCUGGGGUAAAUGCAGAGUCACUGCGUUGACUUGGCGCUUCCAGUGACGGUUCUGCCUUCAAGCAAUUGUCUUCAGCUACCGUCUUGCUGUGGUUUCAAUCGGCGCCAUGCAGAGGCUGCUGGACAACAAACUGGUGGCCGUGGGAGGGAUC
This is a messenger RNA of Gopherus flavomarginatus (Mexican gopher tortoise), 3476 nucleotides long. Its product is annotated as semaphorin-7A-like. Gene Ontology annotation, molecular function: chemorepellent activity; semaphorin receptor binding. NCBI's taxonomy places the organism in Eukaryota, Metazoa, Chordata, Testudines, Testudinidae. Bases 679 to 2580 code for a protein of 633 amino acids. The record is from RefSeq and is a predicted model, not a curated record. The transcript has 14 exons. Gene Ontology annotation, biological process: negative chemotaxis; negative regulation of axon extension involved in axon guidance; positive regulation of cell migration.